GUGUGACGGGCGGAGAAGGAUAUCCGCAGUUGGGAAGGGUUGGUCGGUUCUGGCCGGCCGGCAGCCAGGCAAGGCAGCACUGUCAUGGCGGCCGCCCAAGUGGGAGUCGAGGUCGGAGGCGCCGCAGCCAGCCUGAGGCCGGAGGCCGGGGCGCAGAGGGCUGAGCUCAUGCCGCUGUUGGAGGCGUCUCUGUGGCCGGGGGAGUCCUGGUACCUGGUUGACAGCCGGUGGUUCAAACAGUGGAAGAAGUACGUGGGCUUUGACAGCUGGGACCUGUAUAAUGUUGGGGAGCCUAACCUCUACCCGGGACCCAUUGAUAACUCAGGGCUUUUUGCAGAUUCAGAAACUCAGACUUUGAAAGAGCAUCUCAUCGAUGAAUUGGAUUAUGUGUUGGUUCCUACUGAAGCCUGGAAUAAAUUAGUAAAUUGGUAUGGCUGUAUAGAGGGACAGAACCCAAUUGUGAGGAAAGUUGUGGAAUAUGGUCUGUUUGUGAAGCACUGUAAAGUAGAGGUUUAUCUUUUGGAGUUGAAAUUAUGUCAGAACAGCGAUCCUACAAAUCUUGUAAGCUCUUAUUUUAGCAAAGCAGACACUGUUGCUACCAUUGAAAAAGAGAUGAGAAAACAGUUUAAUAUACCUGAUGGAAAAGAAAUUAGACUGUGGAGCAGAUAUAUGAGUAAUACUUACGAACAGCUAAGUAAACUUGACAGCACUAUACAAGAUGCGGGUCUCUACCAGGGACAGGUAGUGUUAAUAGAAGUGAAGAAUGAAGAUGGUACUUGGCCAAGACAAUCUUCACUGGCAAAAUCAAGCACUGCAACAAGUAGAAGUCUAGCUACCUCUUCAAAAUCAUCAGCAAGUUCUUGCUCCUCAGCAGUUGCCUCUUCGGCCAUUACAAAUGGUGAUAGCAAUAACUCCUAUGGUUUGAACUCCAGCCAUGGCAAAGGAGGCUCUAGCCUUUCUUGCAACUUCUACAACAACAGGGAGAGCUCUCCACAGUCACAGCCUGGCCUCUGUGGCCUCAGUAACCUAGGAAAUACAUGUUUUAUGAACUCAGCAUUACAGUGUUUGAGUAAUACUCCCCCACUGACAGAGUACUUCUUGGAGGACGAAUAUGAAGCUGAAAUAAAUCAAGACAAUCCUCUAGGAAUGAGGGGAGAAAUUGCAGAAGCAUAUGCAGAACUCAUCAAACAGAUGUGGUCCGGAAGAUAUACACAUGUGGCCCCCCGCAUUUUCAAAACCCAGGUUGGCCGCUUUGCUCCUCAGUUUUCAGGAUACCAACAACAAGAUUCCCAGGAGCUCUUGUCCUUUCUUCUGGAUGGUUUACAUGAGGAUCUAAACCGAGUAAAGAAGAAACCAUACUUGGAGUUGAAGGAUGCUAAUGGCAGGCCUGAUUCGGUGGUGGCAAAAGAAGCCUGGGAGAAUCAUCGAUUACGAAAUGAUUCCAUCAUUGUAGACAUUUUUCAUGGUCUCUUCAAAUCUACAUUAGUCUGUCCCAAAUGCUCUAAAAUUUCAGUGACUUUUGACCCCUUUUGCUACUUAACCCUUCCAUUGCCCAUGAAGAAAGAUCGAACGAUGGAGGUGUUCUUGGUUUUUGCAGAUCCACAACGCAAACCCUGUCAAUACCGAGUCGUGGUGCCAAUGAUGGGGGGUGUAUCUGACCUAUGUGAUGCACUCUCACAACUCUCUGGGAUCCCUGCAGAAAAUAUGGUGGUGACAGAUGUUUAUAAUCACAGAUUUCACAAAAUUUUCCAAAUGGAUGAAGGCUUGAGCCAUAUUAUGCCAAAGGACAACAUCUUUGUGUCCCAUGAUGUCCAGCCCCGCUAGGCUUCUGCUCCGCUGUAAAGCCCCAGCAUGUAACAUGAUGGUGAUGUCACAUCACCCAGGAUCCUGCUGGAGCAUGGAGCCAGCCUACAAGGGGUCAGGUAAG
This is a messenger RNA of Sceloporus undulatus (fence lizard), 1927 nucleotides long. It is a transcript of the gene USP4, whose product is annotated as ubiquitin specific peptidase 4. The transcript has 14 exons. Gene Ontology annotation, molecular function: cysteine-type deubiquitinase activity. Gene Ontology annotation, biological process: protein deubiquitination. Bases 85 to 1824 code for a protein of 579 amino acids. The record is from RefSeq and is a predicted model, not a curated record. Lineage: Eukaryota; Metazoa; Chordata; Lepidosauria; Squamata; Phrynosomatidae.